CAUGAAAAAAUGGACACAUCCUAUUUUGAUCUGUUGAAAGUCUUAGGCCAGGGAUCAUUUGGGAAGGUGUUCCUGGUACGUAAGAUAAAAGGUAAAGAUGCAGGCCAUCUGUAUGCCAUGAAAGUUCUCAAGAAAGCAACGUUGAAAGUCCGUGAUAGAGUAAGAACAAAAAUGGAGAGAGAUAUUCUAGCCGAACUGGAGCACCCGUUCAUUGUCAGAUUGUUUUAUGCUUUUCAAACCGAGGGCAAGUUGUACUUGAUUCUAGAAUUUCUGAAAGGUGGUGACUUAUUCACCAGACUCUCAAAAGAUGUGAUGUUCACAGAGGAUGAUGUGAAGUUCUACCUGGCUGAACUUGCUCUUGCCCUCAGUCACCUCCACAAACAAGGAAUCAUCUACAGAGACCUCAAACCUGAAAACAUCCUGCUAGAUUCAGAUGGGCACAUCAAGCUGACAGACUUUGGCCUGAGCAAGGAAUCAGUCUUUGAGGAGAACAAAACAUUUUCAUUUUGUGGCACUGUGGAGUACAUGGCUCCCGAGGUCAUCAACAGAAAAGGUCACGAUCAGACUGCUGACUGGUGGUCCUACGGGGUCCUCAUGUACGAAAUGCUGACAGGACAACUGCCAUUUCAAGGUGCUAACCGAAAGGAUACUAUGACUAUGAUCCUCAAAGCCAAACUUGGUAUGCCUCAAUAUUUGAGCCCUGAUGCACAGGCGUUGCUGAGGUGUCUUUUCAAGAGGAAUCCUGUUAACAGAUUAGCAGGAUAUGGACCGAACGGUAUAGAGGAAAUUAAGAAACAGCCAUUCUUCUCAACAAUCAACUGGGAGAAAUUAUUCAUGAAGCAAGUCAGCCCUCCAUUCAAACCAAUGCUCAACAGAGCCGGCGAUGAAUCUUUCUACUUUGAUAAGGCUUUCACUUCAAAAACACCGAAAGAUUCCCCUGGUGUGCCACCGAGUGCAAAUGCCCACGAGCUGUUCAGAGGGUUCAGCUACGUGGCCCCAACCCUGAUAGAGGAGGUCAUGGCUGGCGAGAAGCCCGUCAUUUAUAAUACCAGGUCGCUCGCAUCGCUAACUGAAGUGAAACGUAGAAAUUUUCUUGACGACUACGACUUGAAAGAGGAGCUAGGGUCAGGUUCCUAUUCAAAAUGCCACAGGUGUGUCCAUAAAUUAACAGGGAGAGAAUUCGCUGUCAAGAUAAUCGAUCCAAGCAAGAGGGAUCCGUUCGAAGAGAUUGAAAUCUUACUGAGAUACAGGGAGCACCCGAACAUCAUCAAACUGAGAGAUAUCUAUGACUACAAGAGCCGCAUUUACAUGGUGACGAACUUGCUGAAGGGAGGUGAACUCUUGGAUAGGAUCCUUAAAAACAAAUACUUCUCAGAGAGAGAGGCCAGUACAAUUUUACACGUCAUCGCCAAGACUGUCUACUAUCUUCAUUCAAAAGGGGUAGUUCACCGAGACCUGAAACCAUCCAACAUAUUAUUCUCAGAGGCACAGGCCAACCCUGACAGCUUGCACAUUUGUGAUUUUGGAUUUGCCAAGCAGUUGAGGGCUGAUAACGGUCUUCUGAUGACGCCGUGCUAUACUGCUACAUUCGUGGCGCCAGAGGUUCUAAAAAAGAAGGGCUACGAUGAGGCUUGUGAUGUCUGGAGUCUUGGGGUCAUUCUGUACACCAUGCUUUGUGGCCACACACCGUUUGCAAAUGGUCCAGAAGACACUCCCGAACAGAUUCUGGCUCGAAUUGGAGAAGGUAAACUAGUUUUGUCGGGCGGGACGUGGGACUCCAUAUCAUCUGCUGCUAAGGAUCUCGUGUCUCGAAUGUUGCAUAUUGAUCCAAGGCAGAGGAUAACAAUGCAUCAGGUGCUGACACACCGCUGGAUCAUGAGCAAGGACCAACUGCCUCAGACUCGACUGCCUCACCACGAAGGAGAUACUCAGGCCGUCAAGGGCGCAAUGAAGGCCACCUUCAAGGCCAUAAAUAAUUCACCCGCCCCAAUUCUUGCCCCAGUUGGCAUGUCCAGGUUGGCUCAGAGGAGAGGG
Messenger RNA from Helobdella robusta, 2034 nucleotides. RefSeq lists its product as hypothetical. The record is from RefSeq and is a predicted model, not a curated record. Gene Ontology annotation, biological process: intracellular signal transduction; protein phosphorylation. Gene Ontology annotation, molecular function: magnesium ion binding; ATP binding; ribosomal protein S6 kinase activity. Lineage: Eukaryota; Metazoa; Annelida; Clitellata; Rhynchobdellida; Glossiphoniidae. The annotation marks the transcript as partial. The transcript has 18 exons.